CCUCUGUCAUCUGAUCGUCUGGCCGGCUAGCUAAGCUACUAGCUAGCUACUAGCUAGCUACUAUAAAUUUGCUAAGUCUAUAAAUGUACGCUUUGUUCCAGCUACAAUGGCGUACAAUUCUCUCUACAAUGUGUGUAGGGAUACUCCUCACAGAUGGAUCGGCCAUGGAUCGGACAACAAGUAUUCUACCACUUUAGACCUCACCCUUUCAAAGAUGCUCUACAGUAAAUUAUCUUUAUGGCAAAGUUGGAUGAGUGUUGUAGAUAUUGCCAGUCCUAGACGUGAACGUGAAGAAAACUGUUCGAUUCUGUGUCUCUCAUAUUCUACUGACGGCAAGUUUUUAUUCGCUGGCUCGAACAAUCGAAAUGUGCACAUCUUCAACCCAAACACUGGCAAAGAAAUACGCUCAAUAAACCAAGCUCACAACGGGGCAGUAAACUGUAUAUGUUAUGUUGGAAACAACCAAUUUGUUUCCGGAUCUGAAGAUUCAACAAUUGCACUUUGGGACAUUAGAAAAUCAACCGCAGCUGUCAACGUUCUCCAAGGUCAUAGUUCAUGUGUCCGAGAACUCAUGUACAAUAAACAUGGCGGAGGGAUACUACUGUCAUCUUCAAUAGACAACAAUAUUCGAUAUUGGCACCUCCCAUCCUUUCAAUCUGCAAACGAAGCUCUUAUUGCGGACAAUGACGAAAACGAACAGUAUAGAGGCGUCCUAAUGAACUGCCCAAGCCUGAGCCAUUUUAGUGUGAGCCCCAACAACGAAUGGUUGACCGUUGUCAACUUACAAGGGACCAUAUACGUUGUCUACAACUUGGACGUCAUGCGACUGUGUAAAACCAUGAAAGUUAUGCGCCUGGAUGAAGGACUUGUGAUGCAGUUGGCUUGGUUUAAUCCAAACUGUUCUCUCUCGAAGAAAAACAGGAUUCGAGUAUUAGCCUCUGAUGAGUACACACCACCGGGACAGGGGGUGGUCAACAAAGUGCGUGGCAUUCAUUUCCAUCCACAGCACUGCUUCUUGAUGAUGAGAGUCGGAGCUUCGCAUACUUUUGGACUGAAAUCAACCGAAUGGUCUUGUGGCGUGAACCUUCAGCAGCAGCAGUCCUCGUUUGAUAAAUCAUGGCUAACCAUAAACAGUUUCGGAUCUGAAGUUAUGGAGGAAACUUUGAUGUAUGCAAGACCAGAAGAAAAAUCCGGAUUUAUGGACAAAAAAUAUUCUUUUAGUAGUUGUGGAAGAUUGUUUUCCUCUCCCGGGAAAUCACAUGUGAGCCUUUUGGCGUUUUGUGAUGAGCUGAAAGAUCCCUUCACUUGUGUCAAGAAAAGAUCUGAGCCUUUCACUAGUAUGUUAAUGGGGUCUGGAUCUGCCACCACGCUACAUAAGAGCCUGACUGAAGUGGCUACUAUCAAAGUGGACGGACAAGUGUCAUGCGCUAAACUGUCUGCUACGGACAUGAUCCUAACUGUAGGCGAUAAAGAAGGACACUUAAACUUUUAUCAACCACGCAUUUAAAUGUUGUUAUUCAAUUGUUCAUGUUUCUAUAAUUAAUUUGUAUAACGUCAUUCAUUACAGCACUGCUCACGGUUUUGAAAUAUGACUUAAUUCCUGCACCAGUGUGAUAUAGAUU
Molecule: messenger RNA, 1622 nt
Organism: Halichondria panicea
Lineage: Eukaryota; Metazoa; Porifera; Demospongiae; Suberitida; Halichondriidae
Product: DDB1- and CUL4-associated factor 10 homolog
Exons: 1
Coding region: 107-1507 (466 amino acids)
Cellular component (GO): Cul4-RING E3 ubiquitin ligase complex
Molecular function (GO): protein binding
Source: RefSeq, a predicted model, not a curated record